Molecule: messenger RNA, 3488 nt
Organism: Leucoraja erinaceus (little skate)
Lineage: Eukaryota; Metazoa; Chordata; Chondrichthyes; Rajiformes; Rajidae
Product: TNF receptor-associated factor 3-like
Exons: 11
Coding region: 1292-3007 (571 amino acids)
Biological process (GO): protein K63-linked ubiquitination; tumor necrosis factor-mediated signaling pathway; regulation of apoptotic process
Cellular component (GO): plasma membrane signaling receptor complex
Molecular function (GO): protein binding; zinc ion binding
Source: RefSeq, a predicted model, not a curated record
AGGCAGUGAUGGGAUACUGAGUUGGAUGAUCAGCCAUGAUCGUGUUGAAUGGUGAAUGGAUGCGGCCUUCCAAAAUGAAAAGGUUCCCCAGCCCUGAGUUAGAGAGAACCAGUGUCCAACACUAGAGGGCACAGCUAUAUGGUGAGAGGGGGAAGUUUAAUGUAGAUGUGUGGGGCAGGUUUUGUACACAGAGGGUGGUGGGUGCCUGGAACAUGCUGCCAGGGGUGGGGGUGGAGGCAGAUGCGAUGGAGGUGUUUAAGAGGCUUUUAGACAGGCACACGGAUAUGGGAGGAUAUGGUUCAUGUACAGGCUGAUGAGAUCAUGUACACAGAUUGUGGGCCAAAUGGCCUGUUCCUGUGCUGUAGUAUUUAGUUUAGUUUAGAGAUACAGCGCAGAAACAGGCCCUUCGGCCCACCGAGUCCGCCCUGACCAGCGACCCCCGCACGCUAACACUAAAGGGGCUGUCCCACUGUAGGAGUUCUCCCGAGUUUAAAAAAUAAUCAAACUGGUGGUAAGCAUGUAGAAUGUUCGUUGGAGCUCGGGGACGUCUCUUAGCGGCUCGUAACGCUAGCGGCAGGUACUCGGGAAACGCGGUAAGCUCAUGAAGAUUUUCCAACACGUUGAGAAAUGUCCACGAGAGUCCCGAGUACCUACGAGCGGCCAUUACCGUAAAUCUCCGGAGAACUCGUAAAUUACUUCGUACAGUGGGACAGGGGUUAACACUAUCCACGAGGGACAUCUCUUACAUUUACCAGGCCAAUUAACCUACAAACCCUGUACGUCUUUGGAGUGUGGGAGGAGUUUGGAGUGUGUGCAGUUUUAGUGUGUGUGCAAGACUUAAAGAAUAGAAUUCCUGUGUCAGAGUUUCUUGGUAACACAGCCUGUAUCCAUGUGAGGAUCUCUCUUCCCCAUCUGUCUACACAAACUAGAUGCCCUCUGCAGUGAAAGGGUUACAGUGCAAAGGCAGAAUGGGGAUUUCCAAAGGAAAUCGAUUUUUUUUUCUCUGCACGACUUGUUGGAAAGGGCCAAUUAUGAAAGGGUGCUUUCCACAGUAACGAACAGAAAUGCAACCACUCGCUGAAGCUCAGUGGUGAGACUGAGAGGCUGUGAGCAGAGUCUACCUCAGCUAUGCUCUUGUACUAAGCCCUGUCAAUGGUGUUUGGGGCAUUGAUGGUGAAACCCAGGAUGAUACCGGCAUUGAGCAAGGUCGCAGGAGGACUUUAGCCUGACUUGCGGGCACUUCCCUGGUAAUGGUUCAACAAAUAUCCUGGAGCGUGCAUUCACAGCGCCAAUGGCUACCAGUUGCCCCCCGGACCGGAUGAAGCCCUGCCUGCACCAGCCCCUGAAGGAUUCUCCCCCCACGGGGCUCGAGGCGGAGGUGCCUGAAGGGGGUCACACAGAGGAGUUUGUAGAACUGGUAGACGACAAGUACAAGUGUGAAGAAUGCCAUAGGGUGCUACGUAACGCAAUGCAGACUGCGUGCGGCCAUCGAUUCUGCGACAGCUGUAUCGGAGGUCUACUCCGGAAUCCGGGCCACGUCUGUCCAGUGGAUGAGGAGCUCCUGCACAGCAGCAAGGUGUUCUUUGACAACUGUUGUCGGAAGGAGGUGAUGGGACUGUGGGUUUACUGCAGGAACCACAAAGCUGGCUGCCAAGUACAGAUACUGCUGAGCGCCCUGGAGGGCCAUCUGAAGACCUGUUCCUUCCAGCGUGUCCCAUGCUCGCGGCCUGGCUGCUCCGAACUACUUCUGCAGCAGGACCUGAGGGACCAUUUAAACCUCAACUGUCGACAGCGGGAAGUGAAGUGCCAAUACUGCCAGAUUGAAACUACUGUGGCUGAGCUAAAGAAACAUGAAACCAGUGAAUGUCGGACGUCUUUGAUCUCCUGUCCGAAAUACUGUGGGAAACAACUUCAUCGAGCUGAGCUGACGGAGCACAUGGUGGAAUGUCCCAAAGCCGAGAGGUGUUGUAGCUUCACCAACUACGGAUGCAGCUUCAAGGGGACGGAUCCUCGACUAAAACAGCACGAGACACAGUCCAUCCACCAACACUUGAUACUGGUGCUGCUAAAGAACAAGGCACUGGAGGAGAAGGUGACGGAACUCGAUAAUGAGAUCACGAAAAAACAAACCUUACUGCAGCGACUGUCCAACAAAAUUCAGAAGAUGGAGAUGGAAUUAUCGUCCCAAACCCAAUCAGUCAACAGAAGUGACAUCGACAUCAUCUCAUUACAGAACACAUUAGCGACACAUGGGGAGCUGCUACACAGGGUGGAGACGGAGAAGCUGGAGAGACACAAGUUAGAGGACAUCUUCAAACAGGACAUCCUGUGGAUUAAAUAUAAAACUGAAAACCUGAGCGGCAGAGUAUCGAAUAUAGAAAGCAACCAGAGUGAUCCAUGUCUAUACCGAGGCAGCAGUAGCCUCCCAGGCUCCGUCGAGCACCAGGUAUCGCAACACGAUGAGAUGUUGUCUGUACACGAGGUGCGUUUGGCAGACAUGGACCUGAGGUUCCAGGUGUUGGAGACGGCCAGUUACGACGGGAGACUGAUCUGGAAGAUCCAACAAUACGAGCGGCAGAAACGGGACGCCAUCUCCGGGAAGACCCUGUCCCUCUACAGCCAACCCUUCUACACCAGCUCGUUCGGGUAUAAGAUGUGUGCCCGGGUCUACCUCAAUGGGGACGGCAUGGGCAAGGGCACACACAUGUCGGUCUUCUUUGUGGUGAUGCGUGGCGAAUACGACUCACUCCUGCCCUGGCCAUUCCGGCAGAAGGUGACCUUCAUGCUCCUUGACCAAGGGAUGGGCAAGGGCCACGUGUCGGACACCUUCAAGCCCGACCCCAACAGCAGCAGCUUCUCCCGACCCCAGGGGGAGAUGAAUGUAGCCUCGGGCUGCCCGCUCUUCGUAGCCCAACCGGUGCUGGAGAACAAACAACACCAGUACAUCAAGGACAACACCAUCUUCAUCAAGAUAACCGUGGAUGUCUCCGACUCCCCAGAACUCUGAACCAUCCAAACUUCAGCCCCAACAGGACCGUGCAAUAGCCCCAGGAUCAGUAGCAGGUCACUCCUCAACCCUACAGGAGUGUCUUUGCAAAAGUCAAACUGAACUUAGAUCUGGGGCCCAUAUUAAAUUAUAAAUCUCCGUUACUCCUUGCUACAGAUAUCAAAGUAUUUUAUAUUAUAAGGUAUUAUUAGUCAGUAGUAUGCUAAUGUAUUUGUCCACAGUUCACUCCUUGCAUGUUUUAGCGGGGAGUUUUGUUUUUGUUUCAGAUAUAUUUUUAUGGAAAGUAUUAUUAAAUCCUUUAUUGUUACCAUGUGAGUGCAAGAUGCAGUUCAUUUUGGACACUGGCUAUUUGGGCAGUAAGAUGCAAAGGGCUGGAGUAACUCAGCGGGUCAGGCAGAAAAUCUGCGGAAGGAUGUGCCGGCUUUGGGAGAGGGUCCAGAGGAGGUUCUUCCCAGGAAUGAGUUGGUGAGUUAAGUCCCUG